Armigeres subalbatus is the source of this 1682-nucleotide messenger RNA. It is a transcript of the gene isoQC, whose product is annotated as glutaminyl-peptide cyclotransferase. Gene Ontology annotation, molecular function: zinc ion binding; glutaminyl-peptide cyclotransferase activity. The coding region runs from base 236 to 1276 and encodes 346 amino acids. NCBI's taxonomy places the organism in Eukaryota, Metazoa, Arthropoda, Insecta, Diptera, Culicidae. The transcript is spliced from 2 exons. The record is from RefSeq and is a predicted model, not a curated record.
UCAGCGAUCAAACUUCGAGGUUUUUGCAUGGAUUUUCCCUCGUGAGUCUUGGUGCGGGCGUUGUUUCGGUUGUUUCAGCUUUUUUCCGUUCUCAUACUUUCGUCACAGUCACGCGAAUUAGUGUUUCAAUGGCAAUAUUCUGAGGCCAUAUAGAGUAUAAGCAAAAAUCUACUGAUAAAAAUUGUGAUUAGUCAACUGUUGCGCUGUUAACACCUGCCCGUUAAGUGCUAACAAAAUGCCACGACUUCAAACAAUAUUCGUCCUUCUAGCUGUGAUUCUGUUGCACACGUCCAUCCGGGCUCACUCCCAAUCCGACGAACUCAAGCUAAAGCGGGACGUUCAUCGCCCGAGAGCAGUCUCGGUGUCUGACCUUGAGCUUCUUUCGAACCUUUCUCGUAAAAGUGAACUUAAUGAGAUACUUAAACAUCUGCUAGUGGAACGAGUGGUUGGGACUUCUGGCCAUGAUAAUGUAAAGAACUACAUCGUAGACUAUCUGAAGAAGCUGAAUUGGAAGGUGGAGUUGGACGAAUUCGAGGACCAAACUCCCAUUUUUGGAAAACUGAAAUUCGCUAACAUAGUUGCUACUUCGAAUCCGAAUGCUGAGCGUUUCCUGGUGUUGGCUUGUCAUUAUGACAGUAAAUACUUCCAGAAUCAAGUAUUUAUCGGAGCUACGGAUUCGGCCGUGCCCUGUGCGAUGAUGUUGGAUCUGGCGAAGUCGUUAGAGCGACAGUUGGACGCGAAAAAGUCUGACAACUCGUUGAGCUUGCAGUUGGUUUUCUUCGAUGGGGAGGAAGCAUUCCAGCAGUGGGGCCCAACGGAUUCCAUCUACGGAGCCCGACAUCUGGCGGCACGAUGGGAGGCCGAGGACAAGCUCAAGCAAAUCGAUAUGUUGGUGCUGUUGGACUUGAUCGGAACGCCCGAUCCGAGUUUCUACAGCUACUUUAAAAACACCGAGAGUUGGUACGCUCAACUUCUGUCAGCCGAGGAACGGCUGGAAAGGGCUGGUCAUUUGGAGCGUUACACCUAUAGCAGCGUCACGCCGAAUCGUCAGACGGUACGUUACUUUCAACCGCACUCGUACUUCGCACACAUCGAGGACGACCACAUUCCGUUCCUGCAGCGAGGGGUUCAGAUUUUGCACAUCAUUCCGAGCCCCUUCCCGGACGUUUGGCACAAGCUGAGCGACGAUGGCAGCGCCGUCGACAUCAGCACCGUUCAGAACUUAAUCAAGGUCUUCCGGGUGUUCUUGGCCGAGUAUCUGCAUCUGUCGGCAUGACGAAUGGAGGAGACAGAGAUCGACACAAGGGAUGAGUUUUGACGAUCCAGUGAUAAUUUUUGUCGUUCCGCCUGGGUGAGGGGUAAAAUUAUUUUAACGAGUUUUUACUACGGCUGUACUUUAUUAGCGACUUCAAUGCUUUGAUUUUGUGCAAUUCCAUAAUCCACUGUUUUCAAUUGUGAUUGUAUAUAGUCAAGAUAGUUUUUAGUUCAAAGCGAGGACUAUUUGAGGCGGCCAUCGGUCUGAUGCCAUCCGCAAACAAAAGGUGAUAAAAAAUGUAUUGUAAAAUAGUAUGAAUUGGUAUAAACAUUAACAUAUUUUAAACAGACAAUGGCAAUAACAAUUUUUAACCAUACCAUAGGAAAAUUGGCAUUAUGUAGCAAUAAAGACAUUCGUCAUUUUGAUA